Diuraphis noxia (Russian wheat aphid) is the source of this 1428-nucleotide messenger RNA. RefSeq lists its product as uncharacterized. Lineage: Eukaryota; Metazoa; Arthropoda; Insecta; Hemiptera; Aphididae. The record is from RefSeq and is a predicted model, not a curated record.
UGACGGUGUGCAGAGCGCGCGUCGGUCGUCGAUUUCCCGCGCAAAACCGGUCGGGGUAACACUGUGUGCCGGCCGCCCGCCCCACCGGGAACGGACGACACAGUCGAGCGCGCGCGCGACCGUUAUCCAACCGACCGAUUUUCAAAUUCAAAAUCGUCAACGAACGUCGAGCAGCAGCCGCCGUCUCGCCGUCGUCGUCCGCGCGAAAACCGAACAGUUMAUUUAUUUUUUUUCACCAUUCGUAAAAAUAUUUUUAAACCGUCGUUUUUCGCCGCCGCCAUCCACCGACCGGCUCGCGGAUUCAUUGCCCGGUACACGAAACACGUAGACGCGCGGGUUUCGUUAAGCGACAGUCUUUCGUCGUCAUCAAACGGGGCGCGAGCAGGCAACAAGCCACCAGCACAUCGCCAGUCAGCCAUGGUGUUGUCGGACGUCAACGGAAACGGUAAGAAGUCGGCGGCCGAACGGUGGCUGAGACAGCGCAACGGGCAGCGGGCGUCGGCUGUCCGGUGCAUAUUCGGGCCGCCCGAGAAACGGGCACAUCUCAUGGUGAUCAUGCGCAACGAGGCUGAAAUGGAACGGAAGCGGAUCGAGUUCGCGGCCCGGUACGAGCCGGUGGGCAUGUCGCCGAACGAGCGGCGCAACUUCUUCGCGGGACUCAUCAAAUCGCCGUCGACUCCGUCGCACCAUCAUCACGGCAACGAACAUAAUUCAAAAAAUUCGAAAGCCGAUAACCGCAACCACUACUUCCAACAGCAGCAGCAACACCAGCAACACUAUUACCAGCAGCAGCAAAAGAACAAUAGUUUCAAUCAACCAUCCGACGACGAAAGAAAUUGACUACGAAAUUGAUCGACUAUUGUGCGGGAGGGGGGACAUAUCAUAAAUCGUUAUCGAUAUUAUAUAUAAUGUUAAAUUGUACCUAAAUCGCAACGAUCUCUAGCCCCAAACUCGUACAACUUUAUAGAAAAGAUUCACUUUGUCCAUUUCCUCUUCUACGUCUGUCUAUGUCACGAAUCGUCACAUUUGUUGCACGAAAUCCGCGCGUAAUUUAGGUUUAUGGGUGUAUAAUCGGGUUAUUAAUAAUAUUAUAUAAUUUAAAGUGUUUUCAUUUCAUUUUUGUUCCGUUCAUUUGUACGUGGCGCAUAGUUGUUUAGGGUUUGCCAACGACUACUUUUUACCUAUUAUAUAUUACUGCCUAGUGCCUAUAAUAAUAUUGUUUGUUAGAUUUCUAGAAAUUUAACACGUGCUAUAGCCGGUCCAUAACAUAAUUUAUUGUAAAAGUACGCAUCAUACUAUUUCUAUUAUAUUAUAUGGUGCGAUUGUUGUCCGAGUCAUGCACCUACACUACCUUUCAUAAUAUUUUGAUGAUGCUCAAGUGUGCAUGUAAAAUAAAUAUUAUUUUAUAUUAAUACGAUUGUCAAUGAA